CCAGGUUUUAGACAGUCUGCGGGGACGUCACGGAGACAAAUAACUGGCCUGUGUCUCUGUUCACUGAGAGUUUAAUGGACUCUGUCCUCAGCCUCUCUUUGAGUUGAACUCUGCAGCAGCCAAUCAGCUUCGUGCUCGUUCCUCGGUGUUUUGUCUCCACCUGCUGGAGGAAGCGGAAGACGCAGCUGGCGCGCGCGGGCCGGGCUGCUGCGCGUGUGUGCGGACACGAGGUGGCGCAGAACCGGGAUGGAGCCCAGAGACCCACAACACACCGCGGCUGCAUCCAUCAGGUCUGUAACGCCUCGUGAGUGUUUGCAUCAGGAUCUGAACCCACUGAUGAACCCGCACAUCACGCACAUCACGCACAUCACGCUCCUGACGUCCACGUCAAGGUGUGCUGCUGCGCGCGGCACCACCGCGCGUCACGGCCGGUGGAUGUCGUCGUUCCGCUGCGCGCGCGCUGGUGUCACCCUUCAGAGAUGAACUGAACCAGAGCUGAGCCGAACAAGACCCGAUCCGGGAGAGAGGGGGGGCAGAGAGAGGGGGAGAGGGAGGGAGAGGAGGGGCGGUAUAAGGACUCCGCCGCGCCGCUCUUCACUUUUUACGCAGCACAUUUGGAGGAUUCGGGACGAUCCGGCAGAGACCAGCAGAGUCCAGACCUCUUUCUGAACCACUCUCAGCGGCAGAGACUCUCCGGGGGGACCGAGGGACCCACCAUCAUGAUCCGGGUUGUGGAUUUCGUGCUGACCGCGCUGCUCGCCGCGUCCCUGUCGUGCCGGAGCGCGCUCGGCGGGUACGGGAUGAGCCUGUUCGCGGCGCAGACCUCUCCCCCGGACCCCUGCUACGACGAGCACGGCAACCCGCGCCGCUGCAUCCCGGACUUCGUCAACUCCGCCUUCGGGAAGGAGGUGAAGGUGUCCAGCACCUGCGGGAAGGCGCCCGGCCGGUACUGCGUGGUGACAGCGGCGGAGAAAGGAGACGAGCGGACCCGGAACUGUCACACCUGCGACGCCUCGGACCCCAGAAAGUACCACCCCCCCGCGUACCUGACGGACCUCAACAACCCGCACAACCUCACCUGCUGGCAGUCCGAGAACUUCGUCCAGUUCCCGCAGAACGUCACGCUCAGCCUGUCGCUCGGGAAGAAGUUCGAGGUGACCUACGUGAGCCUGCAGUUCUGCUCGCCUCGACCCGAAUCCAUGGUGAUCUACAAGUCCAUGGACUACGGCAAGACCUGGGUCCCCUUCCAGUUCUACUCGACCCAGUGCAGGAAGAUGUACAACAAGCCGAACCGGGCCGUCAUCACGAAGCAGAACGAGCAGGAGGCCGUGUGCACGGACUCCCACACCGACAUGCACCCGCUGACCGGCGGCCUCAUCGCCUUCAGCACGCUGGACGGGAGACCGUCCGCGCACGACUUCGACAACUCCCCGGUGCUGCAGGACUGGGUCACGGCCACCGACAUCAAAGUCAUCUUCAGCCGGCUGCACACGUUCGGCGACGAGAACGAGGACGACUCGGAGCUGGCCCGGGACUCGUACUUCUACGCGGUGUCGGACCUGCAGGUCGGGGGGAGAUGCAAAUGCAACGGGCACGCGUCCCGGUGCGUCAAGGACCGGGACGAGAGUCUGGUCUGUGAGUGCAAACACAACACGGCCGGACCGGAGUGCGACAGGUGCAAACCGUUCCACUACGACCGACCGUGGCAGAGAGCCACAGCCCGGGAGGCCAACGAGUGUGUCGCCUGUAACUGCAACCUUCACGCCCGGAGGUGUCGCUUCAACAUGGAGCUGUACAAGCUGUCAGGGAGGAAGAGCGGCGGAGUCUGCCUCAACUGUCGCCACAACACGGCCGGACGCCACUGCCACUACUGCAAGGAGGGCUACUACAGAGACCUGUCCAAGCCCAUCUCGCACAGGAAGGCCUGCAAAGCAUGUGAUUGCCAUCCGGUGGGUGCUGCUGGCAAAACCUGUAACCAAACCACAGGACAAUGUCCCUGUAAAGACGGCGUGACUGGUAUCACAUGCAACCGCUGCGCUAAAGGCUACCAGCAGAGCCGCUCGCCCAUUGCCCCCUGCAUAAAGAUUCCAGUCGUGCCUCCGACGACUCCAUCGAGCAGCACGGAGGAGCCGUCAGACUGUGACUCGUACUGUAAGGCGUCCAAGGCAGUGAAGCUCAACAUGAAGAAGUACUGCAGAAAGAUUAUCGCCGUCCAGGUUCACAUCCUGAAGGCGGACAAAGCUGGCGAGUGGUGGAAGUUCACCGUCAACAUCAUCUCCGUCUACAAGCAGGGCGAGAGCCGAAUCCGCCGCGGGGACCAGUUCCUGUGGGUCCGCGCCAAAGACGUGGCCUGCAAGUGCCCCAAGAUUAAACCCGGGAAGAAGUACCUGCUGCUGGGGAACGACGAGGACUCCCCCGGGCAGGGCGGCGGAGUGGUGGCGGACAAAGGCAGCCUGGUUAUCCAGUGGAGGGACACGUGGGCGCGCAGGCUGAGGAAGUUCCAGCAGCGCGAGAAGAAAGGCAAGUGUAAGAAGCCAUAGGCGGGAAGAGACGGAGAGGACGCCGGAGAGGAAAGCUGAGCGGGUCAUUCAAAAAAUAAUAAUCGAGGUGAACGGGAGGCCGACAGAGGACCACGGACAGACAACAGACUGUUUAUGUCGCUGCUUUUUUCUGUAGACGCAUGAAGAGAAUUAUUUAGGAUGUUUUCUAGUGAACUUUUGUUGAAGGAGCUCACCCUGCAGAUUUGGUUUCAUGGUUUGUUUCGAGAUUCCGUCCCUCUUGUGGAUUUGCCGAAUUUGCACCUAUUACCAGCAUAUAAAGUUAUUUGUGUUUGUUUACUUUCUCUCAGUAUGAAAUCAUUAUAUUUUAAUUAUGUUUGAAUUUUAUGGACGGUUUCUGCUGGUGCAAAAAUUUACAAAAAAAAAAAAAAAAAA
Messenger RNA from Larimichthys crocea (large yellow croaker), 2933 nucleotides. It is a transcript of the gene ntn1a, whose product is annotated as netrin 1a. The coding region runs from base 720 to 2540 and encodes 606 amino acids. Lineage: Eukaryota; Metazoa; Chordata; Actinopteri; Sciaenidae. The record is from RefSeq and is a predicted model, not a curated record. Gene Ontology annotation, molecular function: protein binding. Gene Ontology annotation, cellular component: basement membrane. Gene Ontology annotation, biological process: animal organ morphogenesis; dendrite development; tissue development. The transcript is spliced from 7 exons.